AUGGUGCUCGGGCUCCUCUUCAUCACGGCCAUUCCCACCGUGGCCGGAGUGGGCAAUGCCAUCAGCGCCCAGCAGCGGCAGCAGGAAGCAGCCAAAGACCAGGUCAAGUUCCAUCUAACAGCUCUGAUAAAACUCGGCGACGAGUAUCAGGAGGGGGCGUUCUGCACCCUGGCCGACAACCAGAUGUUCGUCGACCUGCCCGACUAUCCCGCGCCAGGCCACCGCUUCCACGGCUGGUACUUCAAGUACCCAAGCGAGGAGGGCCACAUGGGGCUGGUGAGCAGCAUCUCCGUGGACCCCCCGAUGCUCAACUGGAUAUACAUCGACAAGGACACGGGCCAGGUGCUGUACGGCGCCAGGAAGGACACGGUGGACCACGUCAUUGGGCCGUGGCACUGGAGCGACGACGAGGAGCUACUGACGCUCAAGGAGGACUACGAGCCGUUUGUGGCCAAGCGGGAGGAGGGGGGCAGGGCAGGU
Molecule: messenger RNA, 480 nt
Organism: Clonostachys solani
Lineage: Eukaryota; Fungi; Ascomycota; Sordariomycetes; Hypocreales; Bionectriaceae
Source: the annotation of a GenBank genome assembly